AGAGUGUCAGAGUGGACGUGAGGAUGGGACACACUUUGUUUGCUGUGUUGGGGCUUUUCUUGCUGAAUAUUCUCCUCUACUGUGGACACGCUCAAGGUGUCCCUCAGCCUGUCCUCACAGUGUCUCCAUCAUGGCCGAGUCCUGGAGACUCAGUGACUCUGACCUGCAGUGUUGAACCUCCGUCUGCAGGAUGGAGGUUCUUCUGGUAUAAAGCUGUUCCAGAUCUGUCAACCACCAUCUUCUACACCCUAAAGCUUCUACCUGGUAGCACCACGGGGACUGAACAGGGUUCCUACAUUCUUCAUGAACAGACCCACACAGCAGGAUAUGUGUGCAGAGCUGGAAGAGGAGAUCCUGUGUCUUACACUGAGAAUAGUUAUGUGAAGUUUGUCUGGUCUGGAGGUGUGAAUCCAGCAGCGUCUCUCACAGUGAGUCCUCACAGACUGCAGCACUUCAGCACAGAGUCACUGUCACUGAGCUGUGAGGGAACCUCUACUGAGUGGAGAGUGAUGAAGGCUGAUGAAGAUGGCUUCACGUCAUCCUGUUCUUUCUGGGGUAAAAUGACUGGAUCCACAUGCAACAUCAACACUAGAGCGAGUAGUGGAGUGUACUGGUGUGAGUCUGAAACACAGUUCAGCAAUGCAGCCAACAUCACUAUACACAGUGGUGAUGUCAUCCUGGUGAGUCCUGUCCGUCCUGUGACUGAGGGACAUUCGGUCACUCUUGGCUGCAAGUUGAGGACAGAAAACCUUCUUUAUGAUGUGGAUUUCUAUAAAAAUGACAAACUCGUCCCAAAUGCUGUCAGAGGGGAGUUGCUUAUCUCUGCAGUUACUAAGUCAGAUGAAGGCUUUUAUAAAUGUAGAGGAAGGAAAUCACCUCGAGGUUUGGAGACUUUGACCUCAGCAGAGAGCUGGUUGUCAGUGAAAUAUCCUGAAGAAGCAGCACCACGCUCUGUGUUUCCCGUGCUGUUGGUUGUUGGUCUGGUUUCUGGAGUUUUACUGAUUAUUCUCCUGCUGCUGUUUCUGUGUCGCUACAGAAAGUCAAAAGCUUCAAGCCCCAGCAGGUCUCAGAGGACCAAUCAGAGCCCAGCUACAAACCACAUGAUGAACCAGGGUGAAACUCAAGAUGGACAUUAUGCUUCUGCUCCUCCUGAUGAAUCCAGCCUCACGUAUUCUGUGGUUGAGCUCAAAAAUCUUAAAAAGAGAGAGAAGCACGAUGAACCAGACCAGAGGACCGUUUACUCAGAUGUGAGGAUUGCAUCAGCUGCAGAUGACAACGUGACGUAUGCCCAGGUUCACCCCCCCACUGAAAAGAAGAGCAAUGAAGGAAAAUCCAGAUGUGCAGCAGAAGAGGAAACUGUUUAUUCUGAAGUCAAACCAGGAACAUCUGAUCCAGAAUCUAUUUAAGAUCUAAGAUGUGUCCUUAAUCAGCUCCAGAGCAGACAGCUUGGUGUACUAAGGAAGCUUCUUCCCUUGUUCUAGUCUGCUUGGCUAGAUGAGGUUCUGUUUUAAAAGGAUGAUUUGAUCUUUGCAGGUUUCUUCAUUGUAUCCAGAGAGGUAGAGUUAAAAAAAAAGAACGUUGAUCUUUCUUUCCCCGAUACGUCAGCGUAACAUAGAGCCAUGAUGCUUCCCCCUGGGGACAUGAGAACCUUCAUCUUUUGGAGACAUUUCAUCAUCCGCACAAACAGUUUUAGGUUUUACCCUUACGUCCUUCUGUAAUAUCAUUUUUCCAGUAAAAGUGGAUAAAUUAAAUACAAUUUCACAUAUAAUGGGUGUCCCUUUUCUGCCUGAGAUUGUAUAUUUCUUCCUGCUAACUUACAGACGACUCGAGACAACGGAAGACAUUUAGUGAUGCAGAAAUAAUGGGUCACUUUCAAAGCGACUGUUCCAUUUAGCAACUGAUGGCUGUAAGAAAACACGCAUCAAAAGCUUUAGGACUAACCAACA
Messenger RNA from Pungitius pungitius (ninespine stickleback), 1946 nucleotides. RefSeq lists its product as uncharacterized. Gene Ontology annotation, cellular component: plasma membrane. The coding region runs from base 24 to 1406 and encodes 460 amino acids. Lineage: Eukaryota; Metazoa; Chordata; Actinopteri; Perciformes; Gasterosteidae. Gene Ontology annotation, molecular function: transmembrane signaling receptor activity. The transcript is spliced from 13 exons. Gene Ontology annotation, biological process: cell surface receptor signaling pathway. The record is from RefSeq and is a predicted model, not a curated record.